AGGCUCGGGCGUGGGGUUCCCCUGCCCCCUCCACGCAGGCAAACUGCUGACAGUGGCAAAGCCACGUUGCCAUGUUUGGGGGGAAACUGCCUUGGUUUCGGGCUUAAUGAGAAACUGGAUGUUUGGGUUUGGUUUCGUCUGGGGCUUGGCAAGUGCGCGCGGCGGGUCUGCUCUCGCUCGCUGUGGCCGCCCGGGCAGGGUGAAGUCGGGGGGCUCUAGGACCUGGCCGCCGCGCUCGGACCGGCGGGCCCGGGGCGGCCGAGCGGGCCGGGGCUUGAAUGGGAGGCCGGGGCGUCGCGGCGGGAGGCUCGCGCGGCCGUCGCCAGGCAACCGCCCUGACGCAACGCACCGAAGGCUGCCUUCAAAAAGAAUAGUGCCGGGCGAUCUUGGGCGCACGGGCGCAGUGAGGCGGGCGCGGAGAGCGCCGGGGACCUGGCGACGGCGCCACGGGCCUCGGGCGCCCGCAGCUUGGCCUCCCUCCAAGAGGACUGAAAUCAAUUACGGCAGUGCCUGUUUGCUGAGAAAAAGACCCACGGUGCCCCAGGCCCUCCCGUGAGGAGGAAAAGCGCUUGUCAGGCUGCUCACGCACUGGGGCGGGUAUGCAAAUGGAAGCUUUGAACUCUGUGCAGAGGUGCAACCAUUAGCACGGGAUCCUGCAGACCAAGCCUCCCUGGGCAAAUAACUCCAGGAGAACACGGGGCCCGCACCACCUGCCUUUCCUGGGGAGGGCGAGCUUCUGGCCCAUCUCUGCUCUGCGCACACCUUCGGGACAGACAGAUCUCCUUGGCAAAGGCUGCCCCUGAAGAAUCCUGCCAGUGCUUGUCUGUUCCUGCCUUCUGCGAAGCAUGGCACCCACAGGCUUCUGGGACGAAUCGUAGACCUCGAACCCCCGCAGCUGCUCUGAAAGGCCCUCCCUGGGGCUCAGCCCACGGUCCCUCAGCUCCGGGUGCCGCCCGGCCUCUGCAAUGCCUUCUGGAGGCACGGCCCCAGCUGGAUGAGGCUCUUCCAGAGCAGGACCCAGCCUCAUCGCCCAGCAAGCCUCCCACACAGCCCCUCACCAGCUGCCAGGUCUGGCUGCCAGGGCAGACUGCAGAAUGUCUGUGCCCGAGAUCCAAGUGGAGGAAGUGGGUGAGGAAGAGGGGCUGGCAGGGGCCGCCGCGCCUCCUGAUGACCACCUCCGGAGCCUGAAGGCCCUCACCGAGAAGCUGAGGCUGGAGACCCGCAGGCCCUCCUACCUGGAAUGGCAGGCCAGGCUGGAGGAGCAGACGUGGCCCUUCCAGAAGACGGCCACCGAGGAGAGCUUGGAGCAGGGAGAGUGUGGGGGCGGGGAGCCCCUGCUGCCCCCAAGGGAGCCCAGAGAGCACCCCCCGCCUGCCGGGAGCACCAGCCAGGGCGACAGGUCCCCUGGCAAGCUGGAAGGCUUCCAGAGUAUCGAUGAGGCUAUAACCUGGCUCAGGAAGGAACUGGCGGAGAUGCGGCUGCAGGACCAGCAGCUGGCCAGGCAGCUCAUGCGCCUGCGAGGCGACAUCAACAAGCUCAAGAUCGAGCAGACCUGCCGCCUGCACAGGAGGAUGCUCAACGAUGCCACCUACGAGCUGGAGGAGCGGGACGAGCUGUCGGACCUCUUCUGCGACUCCCCGCUCGCCUCCUCCUUCAGCCUCUCCACGCCGCUCAAGCUCAUUGGGGUCACCAAGAUGAACAUCAACUCCCGGAGGUUCUCUCUCUGCUGAGAAGCCCCAGAGGGGCAGAGGACCCCAGAGGGAGGGAGCUGGGCUGGGCAGUUACCCAGUGGGCUCCCCCGGGCAUGCCCCCAGGACCUGGUGGAGGGCGGGUGCUCUUGGGAGGCCCAGCCCUGGGCCCCAGUGUCUCCUGGCCCGCUCUUAUUCAGCACCCUGAGUGUGCAGAAGCUCCGUGGGCAGGGUCCCCGGUGCUCCACCUCAGUCCCCCUCCUGGGUAGCUGGUGCUAUGAGCUGGGACCACCCAAGGGAGCCCCCAAAGCUGGCUGCUCUUAUAGAAGGCUCCCCCCAGGGGCGAUCAGAUGUGUUAGAAGCACCCAGCUCACACCGUUGCCACCCUCCAAGUCCUGGCUCAAAGCCGCCCUGGGUUGGUGACUUAGCAGCCUUGACAGGGACCCAGCAGGAAAGGAAAACCAUAAAGAAGAGCAGGACAUGGUGCUGGAACAUAGGACCCUUGGCCUGGCAGAAGCCAGUGCCCUGGUGGCACCACCUGGGCUGCUGUCAGUCUUGGGCACCGUGAGGCCAGGUAAAUUGUUGCUGAGUGUGUGGGGACGUGUGCUAGGUGUGCACCUGUGUGGCUGGGGUGGGGCCCCCUUGCCUCCCCUGGCCAUGUGCACCACCAACAGCUGGAGAGCACCUAGGAGGUGGCUGGCGACUGGGCCAGGCAGGUAGGGAACAGGUCACCCAUCACUGAGUUCCCCAGAGGGUGCACAACAGAGGCCUCCAGGGAGCCCAGAAGCCCCUCCUGGGCCUCCUCUGAGACAGAGUCUGAGCUCAGCCGCUCACUUUAAUUGAAUAGACUGUUACACUAACGUGUUGCCAACUUGUUUAUAACUGGUUCUCGUCCAAACUGGAAGCCAGUUGAGCAGGUCGAGCACAGAGCUUGGGGUUUGGCUUUAAGAGCUUCUCCCACAGGAAGUGUGAGGGUGGGCAAGCAGGGAGCAGGUUGGUGAAGUCACCUGGUCACCACCACAUGCCACAGGGUGUCCCCAGGGGCAGGAGUUUCUAUAUAUUUGAUGGCAUCUGGCAGAGUCCUCUCAUGAAUAAAGGAGCAAAGUGAAGCUGGGGCAGGAGAAUAACUGUCCUCGGGUCACACGGCUGCCCGACGGCUGUAGACUAUGAAGGAGUGAAAUCACUGUGAACAUGCAUAGAGAGGUCAGCCACCUUGAACCCAAAGAUGCUUUGCCAGACCAUAAACUGCCCACCCCCUCCACUGCCCGGCCCCCACCCUGUCUUCCUACUUUUUGAUUCAGAGUAUUUGAGUGGGAGGCAGAGCAGUGCCCGGAUGGUGGCCCCUCGGGGUCACCACUGGUGUCCACCCUUAAGUAUCCUGACUCUCAUGUUCCAGGUCCUUAUUCUGCAGGCCACGUCCACGCCCCCACAGCCCACCUGGUAGGAGCUGUGUUGGGGGGACUGAAAUGGGGAAGAGCAAAUGAGGGGCCCCAGGUAGCAAGAAGAGCAUGUAGUGUCUUCCCGGGACUUCAGGGAGACCCAAAGAAGGUAGACGAGCGUAGCCAGGACUUGUUGUUGGCCCUAAAUACCAAAGGAUUGUCUGGCAGGUUUCCUGGAGGGCACACAGCACGGCCAGGUCCUGAGAGGACUUCCUCCUGCCACCUCCUUCCACACCGGUGGGUCCUGCAGGCCAUCACCCACCCACCCACCCUGCAGAGAACACACAGGAAAACCCACCCCACAUUCAGGAAAAAUAUGUACAUAACUGGUUUUCUUCUUAGAAAUCAGUCAUUGGAGUAACUGAAAAAAUUGGAGUGAAGGAAAGCGGAGUGACAGAGAUGACGUGGUCAGUGCUCUGUGGCCCAGCGGGGCCCCUACCUUUGUUCUCUGGAAGGAAGUUAAGACCCAGACAGAUGUUUGGGGAUAGUUUAGAUGUCUCAGCUACUUUGUUUAGUUCAUCCCAAGAGAAUUUUAUUCUAGGAUAGAAGGGGAGGUGGAGGUCUGCGAAGUGCAGGGAAAGACAGCUGUGCUUCCCCGUGUGUGUCCCACACCGGUUAGCACCUGCCUUCCACAGUGAGCCCACGACUGACCGAUUCCUUCAGCUUUGUGAGUCCCUGCUGUGUGGCAGCCAGGUGGGUCCAGCCUCCGUCCCUGACUUUCUGGCUUACCAUGUGUAUACAGUGCUGUUUGCAGAUUCAUCCAUGAGCCAUCUGUGCCCCCCCACCAGGAUGUAAAACACCCACCAAGUCUCCACUGUGCUGUCACAUGUGGUCAUGUCCGAUGCCUUCGUAGGCUCAGUAGCCAUCACAGAGGCCUAAAGGGCCUGGGCAGGCUUGACCUACCCCUGUAGCAAUACCAAGUGCUAUUACAUAAUCGAUGGACAAUUUUAUUUUUAUGAUUGUUUCUAUAUUGCUGUUAGAAAAAAGUGAAAUAAAAAAUUUCAAAAGAAGAUAUCCAUGUAAA
This is a messenger RNA of Ictidomys tridecemlineatus (thirteen-lined ground squirrel), 4151 nucleotides long. RefSeq names its product family with sequence similarity 167 member A (gene Fam167a). Lineage: Eukaryota; Metazoa; Chordata; Mammalia; Rodentia; Sciuridae. The record is from RefSeq and is a predicted model, not a curated record.